CAAAGAGGAUGAUGAUCUAGCAAUGUGAUGUUGGUUUAGGGCCCAUUGGAAAUCUACUCUGCCAGGACCUAGAAAGGAUUUAGAUACCCCAAAUCGUCAUCUCUCACCUUUUUGUUUUUUGUUUUCCUUCCUAACCUUUCCAGGUUGCUUUUUGAGCAUUUCAGGGCAUGAAAAAAGAUGGCUGAACAUUCAAAUUCUCAGGAGCUGGAAAACAACAGCUGGGUGAUCACAGGAGCAGAGACUGCCCCUGUGGAAGAUCUCAGCUUUGAAGCUUCUGAAGAAACCCAGUUAGAAGCUUCUUCGCACGAGAGCGAGCUUUUCGUGGACAGUGCAGACCUGGAAGAAGAUAAAUCAAAGAGCCAGGAACCAGAAGGUGACCUGAUUCCCACAGAUCCUUCCAGCCAAGAAUCUACUCUCUUAUUGCUGGAUGAAGAGAAGACAGAGGACAACCUGCGGCCCGAGGAAGGAGGCUUCCAGCUCUCACAAUCACUCCCAACAGGUGCCCCCAAAGAUGAGCUGAAGGUUUCUUCCGGCAUCGGGGAAGAGGUGGGGUCCCCUGAAGCCGACGUCGAGGGGCUGCGCCGACGUAAAGGCCGGGUCGACGUCCAGCAGGUGGGGGCGGAGCUGACCCACGACCAGGCUAAGGAAGCUCCGGAGGACGAGGACAAUGGGCUUUCCAGGGUGAAGUGGCUGCUGGCCGUUUUAGCUGUUGUGGGUUUUGGAGUCUUGGCCACGUUGGGGAUCUUCCUUGACACCGAGGACGGGGGCUUUGACAUGCUGAACCUGGGGCUGAGUCCUGACAGAGAAGAGCCGUAUCCCGCCAAUGGUGGACAGCUCCAGGACUGGUCACCCUCUCUGGGCUCAGCGAAGGAUGCUCCACUCCACGCAGGCAAAGAAAACCUUUCCGGGGAUCCGAAGAGCUUGGAUGCCAUGGGAGUCUUGCUGGACAAAUUAGCCAAGGAAAACCAGGAUAUCCGACUGAUGCAGGCUGAGCUUCAGGCCCAGAAAGAAGAGCUGGAGACUUUACUGCAGAGAUCCCAAGACAAGAAUUUGGCCGUCGAUUCCCUGCAGCAGGAUUUGGCCGCAGAAAACGAACGUUUGGCAGAAACCUUGAAGAAGGAGACGGCCGCCCUCUCGGCCGCCCAGGGUGAACUCCAGCUUCUCCGGGAAAAGGUCCGCAGGCUGGACACGCCGGGUGAUGCCAAAUCCCGCCAGCAUCCCGCCGGAGAAGACCCCGUCGCUCGCCGCCCGCCGGGCAAACUCGAUUUUCAGGAAAAGGAGCUCCGUCGUCUACGUUCCUUGCUGGUUUCCGUCCGUCAAGAUUUGGGAAAGCUGGUGCAAAAAGCUCCCCUGGAGGAAUUGAAAAACCUGGAGCAGAGGCUGGGCAAGGAGCUAGACCUCAGGGAGGCCGAGAAAGAGAGCAGCAAAGCGACUAAGCAGGGCAAAGCGAAACCGUGGCAGAAGAAACCCCAAGGGGAAGAGAGAUUUCGACACCAGGACGCCGGGGAGCCCAAAGUGGCCAACCAGAAGGGACCCCACCCUGCUAAGAAACACCAAACGAAGCCCCCCAAAGGAGGGGACCCCCAGAGGGGACCCUGCAAAGCCCGAAAACCCCAGGAAUUGUGGGCGGCGCUGGCCAAACAUCCUUUCCCCGCCCCGCAAGGCUGUUCUGGGGUCACCGAAUGCGCCCACCAGGAGGGUUUCUUGGCCCCCAUUCAAAAGGCCCCCUUCCUCAAACUGGUGCAGAGUUACCUCUCCGGAUUGGGCUGGGGUAGAUAUUCCAACGAGCUGUUCCCGGUGCUGGAAGGUUUUUUUGACGGCGACGGGCUCUUCGCUCACGAGCGGCUCGGCUUCGCGGACUUUUUGGACAAAACCGAAGACGCCCUGGAAGAGUUGGCCCGCCAUUUGGGGGUGAGCGAAGACGGGGUGGACGAUUUCGAAGAUGACAUCCUGAAGCAGCUGGGGGUGGCCCCCAGACGCAGAUCCACUCGGGGAGACGGCACCAAAGAGCGGAGCCAUCCUAAGAACCGGGCGUACGGUUAAGUCCUUCUUUUCGACCGGCGUGGCGAGGGUCGCGUGGACUUUGGUGGAAGCCUCAAGGGAAGAACCUCCUUAAUUUCCUUGCCAAGUUUUUUUGUGGGUACGGGGGGCUAUUUCCCCCCUACCCUCUCUUCAAACUCUAUAUCCCAUCUUAUACAUCCAGUGAGAUUAUUAGCUGAUGCCUCCGAGUUCCCCUUUCCUCGAUCCAUGUUUUGGGUUUUAAAUAUUGUCCCCUUUGACCCU
This is a messenger RNA of Pseudonaja textilis, 2283 nucleotides long. The record is from RefSeq and is a predicted model, not a curated record. Lineage: Eukaryota; Metazoa; Chordata; Lepidosauria; Squamata; Elapidae.